UCCGAGCAUCCCGCGGCUUCGGACCCGCCCGGCCAGGACAUGGCGAGCGUCCGGGCCUCCCCGCGAGGCGCUCUACUGCUUCUUCUGGCCGCGGCGGGGGUCGCGGAGGUGGCGGGGGGCCUGGCUCCGGGCAGCGCGGGUGCUGUAUGUUGUAAUCAUUCAAAGGAUAACCAAAUGUGCCGUGAUGUAUGUGAACAGAUUUUCUCCUCAAAGAGUGAAUCCCGACUGAAACAUCUGUUGCAGAGAGCCCCAGACUACUGCCCAGAAACGAUGGUUGAAAUUUGGAGUUGUAUGAAUUCAUCUUUGCCAGGUGUGUUUAAGAAGUCUGAUGGCUGGGUUGGCUUAGGCUGCUGUGAACUGGCUAUUGGCUUGGAGUGUCGACAGGCAUGCAAGCAGGCAUCGUCAAAGAAUGAUAUUUCCAAAGUUUGCAGAAAAGAAUAUGAGAAUGCUCUUUUCAGUUGCAUUAGCAGAAAUGAAAUGGGCUCAGUGUGCUGCAGUUACGCAGGUCAUCACACAAACUGCCGAGAAUUCUGUCAAGCCAUUUUCCGAACAGACUCUUCUCCUGGUCCAUCUCAGAUCAAAGCCGUGGAAAAUUAUUGUGCCUCUGUUAGUCCACAGUUGAUCCACUGCGUGAACAAUUACACCCAGUCUUAUCCCAUGAGAAACCCAACAGAUAGUUUGUAUUGCUGUGACAGAGCCGAAGACCACGCUUGCCAAAAUGCCUGCAAGAGAAUUCUCAUGUCUAAGAAAACAGAAAUGGAGAUUGUUGAUGGUCUCAUCGAGGGGUGUAAGACCCAGCCCUUGCCUCAAGAUCCUCUCUGGCAGUGUUUUCUUGAAAGCUCCCAGUCGGUUCACCCUGGAGUCACUGUCCACCCUCCCCCCUCGACUGGCCUUGAUGGGGCUAAGUUGCAUUGCUGCUCUAAAGCAAACACUUCAAUAUGCAGGGAACUGUGCACGAAACUUUAUAGCAUGAGCUGGGGGAACACGCAGAGUUGGCAGGAGUUUGACCGCAUCUGUGAAUACAAUCCUGUGGAGGUGUCCAUGCUGACAUGUCUGGCUGAUGUCCGGGAACCUUGCCAGUUGGGCUGUAGGAACCUCACUUACUGUACGAACUUUAACAACAGGCCAACAGAACUUUUCAGGAGCUGCAAUGCUCAGUCUGACCAGGGAGCCAUGAAUGACAUGAAGCUUUGGGAGAAAGGCAGCAUAAAGAUGCCCUUCAUCAGCAUCCCUGUUCUCGAUAUCAAAAAGUGCCUGCCAGAAAUGUGGAAAGCCAUUGCGUGUUCGCUGCAGAUUAAGCCUUGCCAUAGUAAAUCCCGAGGAAGCAUUAUCUGCAAAUCAGAUUGUGUAGAGAUUCUCAAGAAAUGUGGAGACCAGAACAAAUUCCCUGAAGACCACACGGCUGAAAGUAUCUGUGAGUUUCUGUCCCCUGCAGACGACCUGGAGAACUGCAUCCCUCUGGAUACAUACCUCAGGCCAAGUGCAUUAGGUAACAUCAUAGAAGAAGUGACUCAUCCCUGUAACCCAAAUCCUUGCCCAGCCAAUGAGCUCUGUGAAGUGAACCGAAAAGGGUGUCCGUCUGGAGAUCCCUGCCUUCCGUAUUCUUGUGUUCAAGGUUGCAAAUUGGGAGAAGCUUCUGACUUCAUUGUCCGUCAGGGGACACUGAUCCAGGUGCCGUCCUCUGCAGGGGAAGUUGGUUGUUACAAGAUCUGUUCCUGUGGACAAAGUGGCCUCUUGGAAAACUGUAUGGAGAUGCACUGUAUCGAUCUACAGAAGUCUUGUAUUGUUGGAGGAAAAAGGAAAAGUCAUGGAACAUCCUUCAAUAUUGACUGCAACGUCUGUUCUUGUUUUGCUGGCACUUUAGUGUGUUUCGGCCGUCGGUGCCUCAGUGAGCACAGUUCAGAUGAUGACCGUAGCACCUUCACAGGUCUGCCCUGUAACUGUGACGAUCAGUUUGUCCCAGUGUGUGCACAGAAUGGACGCACUUACCCCAGUGCCUGCAUCGCCCGCUGUGUGGGUCUCCAAGACCAUCAGUUUGAGUUUGGACCUUGUGUCUCCAAGGAUCCCUGUAAUCCUAACCUCUGCCCAAAAAGCCAAAGAUGUGUGCCAAAACCGCAAGUUUGCCUGACGACCUUUGAUACAUUUGGCUGCAGCCAGUAUGAGUGUGUGCACAGACAGAUCACCUGUGAGCAGGUCCGAGAUCCUGUGUGCGACACGGAGCACGUGGAGCACAGCAAUCUCUGCACGCUGUACCAAAGAGGAAAGAGCCUCUCUUACAGAGGCCCCUGCCAGCCCUUCUGCAGAGCCACAGAGCCUGUCUGUGGGCACAACGGCGAGACCUACAGCAGUGUGUGUGCCGCCUACUCGGACCGUGUGGCAGUGGACUACUAUGGGCCCUGCCAGGCUGUCGGGGUCCUCUCUGAACACAGUGCUGUGGCCGAGUGCGCUGCAGUGAAGUGCCCUUCACUCUCAGCUGUAGGCUGCAACCCCAUCAUUCCACCUGGUGCUUGUUGCCCAUUAUGUGCUGGAAUGUUACGGGUUUUAUUUGACAAAGUAAAACUGGACACCAUUGCUAAGGUGACCAACAAGAAGCCAGUAACAGUUCUGGAGAUUCUUCAGAAGAUCCGCAUGCACGUGUCUGUCCCGCAGUGUGAUGUGUUUGGAUACCUGAGCAUUGAAUCAGAAAUUGUGAUCCUGAUUAUUCCUGUCGACCACUCUCCAAAAGCUUUGCAGAUUGAGGCCUGCAAUAAGGAAGCAGAGAAAAUCGAGUCCCUCAUCAACUCUGACAGCCCCACUCUGGCGUCCCAUGUCCCCCUCUCUGCCCUUAUCAUUUCCCAGGUGCAGGUCUCCAGAAGUCUUCCAUCCUCUGCUGCUGGGGGCAAGUCUCCCUGCCCCUCCCUGCUCCUUGUUAGCCUGGGCCUCACUGUGUACUUGCUCUGGACUCGUCCCUGAGUGCCCGCAAAAACUACAAAGCCUUCCUUGACUCGGCCAUCCCACCUUGUGAAAGACGUCAGGACUGCUGGCUGGUGGCCGAACAAGAGCACGUGUCACCUCUGAGCCCUACACAGUAUUUUUCUUAAUCUGCCAAUUAGGGGUUUUGCCUUGAUUCUAAAAUGAUAUGGCUCCCCCAGUAUAAUGGAAAUCUCUUGCUGGUGGGCUGCUGGGUUACAGUUUACAUUUUGCUCAGUAGAUGAGUCCGCUUCUCCAAAGGAAACUUACCGUCACUGAUCAAUGAGACAGUCGCUUUAUAGAAGGAUGCUCCCUUUUCGUGUCCUAGAGGCAUCAGAGUUCCUGUGGGGUUGAGGCUGUGCUGUGCUUGUCUCUGUGUCUAGAAGCUGAGGGCUCAGUGGAAAGCCACUUCUGUGACGGUACGGAAGGGGAGAGAGCUUCUUUGACAUGAUCACAGGUUGAUUCCACGGAAAGUUAAGGCAGGACUCUAAUGUGCUUAGCAAAGGCAACCAAGUAACACUCACGUACCUGUCUUGCAGGUGGUCCUCUCAGUAAUUGCCAGUUUGUGCCUGUGAAUGGGGGCAGCCCCACUCUUCCAAGUAUCUUGUGUCAUGCAGUUUUAUAUUAGCCACUCGUCAGUACUCACCAAGUUCAGAGACUUUAAACCAACUGCUGCUGCUAUAUAAUUGCCAAAAAGUAAGAUAAUUAGUAUUUCAUGUAAAUAGUACAUGAUUUCUUAAUUUUAUUAUGAAGAAGGUGAAUAGCCAUAUUUGUAAAAUGACAAUCAUAUGUGUUAGCCCCAUACUUUCCGUUCAUGAAGACACAUUUGCUUUUUGUGGUGUGCACAGUAUGGAUAAAUGUCUGUCUUUUUAUAUAGAAUUAUAAAGAAUGUGGUUAUAUAUUUAAAAUUUCAGACUAAGUAUUAAAAUGUUUGCAUGUUGUCUAAGAAAUUGGAUACUUUGAAUGUUUCACAGUUUGAAAUAAGCUAUUAAUGUAAUACUUCUUGUUUGUAUGCACCUGAACUUAGAUUUUUACAUGAAGUAUUUUUCAGUGUUACAUGUACACUUUGAAAUAUAGCAAUAUGCUUAUUAUACCAAAAUGUUGUUGAAAAGUAGGCACUUAAAGCUUUCAGGGGAUCUCAGUGCCGAUGUUAAUGUAGCCUCUGUUGCAAUUGCCUAUUUCUAUCUAAAUGUCUUCAGCAUACUAGACUAUAUUGUAUAUAUAUUCUAUAUAUAGUAUAUUGUAAUAUACUAUAUAUAGUAUACAGCAAUAUGCUAGAAAGCUUCUCUAUUUUAAUAAAAGUAAUUUUAUAUGAU
Arvicola amphibius (Eurasian water vole) is the source of this 4265-nucleotide messenger RNA. It is a transcript of the gene Reck, whose product is annotated as reversion inducing cysteine rich protein with kazal motifs. NCBI's taxonomy places the organism in Eukaryota, Metazoa, Chordata, Mammalia, Rodentia, Cricetidae. Gene Ontology annotation, biological process: blood vessel maturation; extracellular matrix organization; sprouting angiogenesis. Gene Ontology annotation, molecular function: protein binding; metalloendopeptidase inhibitor activity. The record is from RefSeq and is a predicted model, not a curated record. Bases 40 to 2952 code for a protein of 970 amino acids. Gene Ontology annotation, cellular component: plasma membrane. The transcript has 21 exons.